Messenger RNA from Musa acuminata subsp. malaccensis (wild Malaysian banana), 2098 nucleotides. Its product is annotated as V-type proton ATPase subunit B 2. Gene Ontology annotation, cellular component: proton-transporting V-type ATPase, V1 domain. Gene Ontology annotation, molecular function: ATP binding; proton-transporting ATPase activity, rotational mechanism. Gene Ontology annotation, biological process: proton transmembrane transport; vacuolar acidification; ATP metabolic process. NCBI's taxonomy places the organism in Eukaryota, Viridiplantae, Streptophyta, Magnoliopsida, Zingiberales, Musaceae. The record is from RefSeq and is a predicted model, not a curated record.
GAGCGGCAGAACUAAAGAAACAGAGUCUUGAGGGGAAUGGGGAAGACGAGACUCGGAUCGGAAACAACGAAAGGUGAUGAGAGGGUGCACUAAUAUGAAACGAGUCGGCCGAGUUGAAUCACCUGUUUCAUCAAUCGGACGGUCUCGAUCAUCAAGUUGGUCGUCCACCUCCCAUCCGACGGCUGUCGCGCACCAAUUGGACGGGCACCGGCCCUCGCCCGAUGAUUGAUCCUGCGAGCGGCGUAGAAGCUCUAAAAUGUUCGUUUUCGUUUGAUUUUUCUGCUUCGUCCUCAUCUACGGCCGCCUCUGCACCCUUCCGUCGUUUCCCCCCUCUUUUUACUCCUCGAUCCAAUCUGAGGUAGUCAGCAUGGGCGAGUCAAAGAAGAGCAUUGACGUGGAGGAAGGAUCAUUGGAGAUUGGCAUGGAGUACAGGACUGUCUCUGGAGUUGCAGGACCUUUGGUCAUCUUGGAUAAAGUGAAGGGUCCCAAGUAUCAGGAGAUUGUUAAUAUACGAUUAGGAGAUGGCACCAUCCGGCGUGGUCAGGUCCUUGAAGUUGAUGGUGAAAAAGCUGUUGUUCAGGUUUUUGAAGGGACAUCAGGAAUUGACAACAAAUACACCACUGUCCAAUUCACUGGCGAGGUUUUGAAAACCCCUGUAUCUCUUGAUAUGCUUGGACGCAUUUUCAAUGGCUCUGGAAAGCCAAUAGAUAAUGGCCCUCCAAUCUUGCCUGAGGCUUAUUUGGAUAUAUCUGGAAGUUCUAUUAAUCCUAGUGAAAGAACCUAUCCUGAAGAAAUGAUUCAAACUGGAAUAUCUACCAUUGAUGUUAUGAAUUCCAUUGCUCGAGGACAGAAGAUCCCUCUCUUUUCUGCUGCUGGUCUCCCUCACAAUGAAAUAGCUGCCCAGAUUUGUCGCCAGGCUGGUCUUGUAAAGCGUCUAGAAAAAUCUGACAAUCUUUUGGAGGAUAAAGAAGAGGACAAUUUUGCUAUCGUAUUUGCUGCUAUGGGAGUCAAUAUGGAAACUGCACAAUUUUUCAAACGUGAUUUUGAAGAAAAUGGUUCGAUGGAGAGAGUGACUCUUUUUCUGAAUUUGGCAAAUGACCCCACCAUUGAGCGCAUUAUUACUCCACGAAUUGCACUCACAACAGCAGAAUAUUUAGCUUAUGAAUGUGGGAAGCACGUCCUUGUCAUCCUAACUGACAUGAGCUCAUAUGCUGAUGCACUUCGUGAGGUAUCAGCAGCCCGAGAGGAAGUACCAGGUAGACGUGGUUAUCCAGGGUAUAUGUACACUGAUCUGGCAACUAUAUAUGAGCGUGCUGGACGGAUAGAAGGAAGAAAAGGCUCCAUUACACAGAUACCCAUCUUAACCAUGCCAAAUGAUGAUAUUACCCAUCCGACACCUGAUCUUACUGGUUAUAUCACUGAAGGUCAAAUUUACAUCGAUAGGCAGCUCCAUAAUCGGCAGAUAUAUCCUCCUAUCAAUGUCCUCCCUUCUUUAUCUCGGCUAAUGAAGAGUGCUAUUGGUGAGGGCAUGACCCGGCGUGAUCAUGCUGAUGUCUCUAACCAGCUCUAUGCUAAUUAUGCGAUUGGAAAGGAUGUUCAAGCUAUGAAGGCAGUCGUAGGAGAGGAGGCACUGUCAUCCGAGGAUUUGCUUUAUCUCGAGUUUCUGGACAAGUUUGAAAGGAAAUUUGUUACUCAAGGAGCAUAUGACACUCGAAACAUCUUCCAGUCGCUGGAUCUCGCAUGGACGCUUCUACGUAUUUUCCCUCGCGAGCUUCUCCACCGCAUACCUGCAAAGACCUUAGAUCACUAUUACAGCAGGGAUACAGCACACUAAUUCUGUCUGUACAACUUCAAAUUUUCAUCUGCCACAGCAGUGAUACAGCACACUAAUUCUGUCUGUACAACUUCAACUUUUCAUCUGCCACGGCGCGGCAUGAAUAAUAACCUCAGAAACUUGGGUUGUUUCUUGCUUGAGUGUUUGAUCCCCUUGCUUUUGCUACCGUAUCCCGGAGAAUUAAUUCCUAUAUAGAUUUUUGUAAAAUUAUGUUUUAUACAACAUCUAGUCAUGUUUUGUGGAUGUAUUUGUUGAGAAACCAAA